Molecule: messenger RNA, 875 nt
Organism: Selaginella moellendorffii
Lineage: Eukaryota; Viridiplantae; Streptophyta; Lycopodiopsida; Selaginellales; Selaginellaceae
Product: protein TsetseEP
Exons: 11
Coding region: 93-800 (235 amino acids)
Source: RefSeq, a predicted model, not a curated record
CGCUAUCACUUUUGGGGUGCGCUUAAAAACCCCACUCUUUCUCUCGAGUGGAGAUAAGAUCAUCGAUCAAUCGCUCCGUAGCCGCGAAAAGAAUGAAGUUCUUCGUUUUGUUGGCGUUUGCGUGCAUCGCAUUGUCGAGCCUGAAUGGAGCCAAGAACCGGGCCGAGGGAGGAACACUCGGUACGAACCAGCUGAAUCCAAUUGGUCGCAAGCUGAUUGACAGACCAGGUGGUGUACCAGUUCCGACGAAGCCUGCACCCGGAGACGAACCCAAGCUAACUCCAGGAGCUGAUCCUUUACCAUCGCCCGGAAAUGAGCCAAAGCCGCAGCCAGGAGACGAGCCAAAGCCAAACCCAGGAGACGAGCCAAAGCCAAACCCAGGGGAUGAACCAGGGAACGAACCAAAGCCAAACCCAGGAGACGAGCCAAAGCCAAACCCAGGGGAUGAACCAGGGAGCGAACCAAGGCCAAACCCAGGAGACGAACCAAAGCCAAACCCAGGAGACGAGCCAAAGCCAAACCCAGGAGACGAGCCAAAGCCAAACCCAGGAGACGAGCCAAAGCCAAACCCAGGAGACGAGCCAAAGCCAAAUCCAGGAGACGAGCCAAAGCCAAACCCAGGAGACGAACCUUUGCCACAGCCAGGAAGAGCAAGGCCGAAUCCGAAGCCUGAACCAAAGCCAGAACCGCGUCCUGGAGGCAAACCACUUCCUGGAAACAAACCCAGGCCAGGCAAAGGCCCACUUCCAAAACCCGGUGAUGAGCCAAAACCAGGUGAUGGACCAGUUCCAAUACCGUGAGCACAGAUGGUGCGAAUGUAUAGAUGUGUGUGAGCACUGAGAGAUAUAAUAGUAAACGAGGUGUAAAAGUUUUCA